CAAGCCUGGAAUGAAUGGUAUAUUGGGGCCACCAGGAGGACCAGGGAAACCAGGCCCUCCUGGAGAGCAGGGACUGGCUGGACCAGCAGGAGAGGGGGGCGAGACCGGUCCACCAGGGCUGCCAGGCCAAGGGAAACCAGGCCAGAAUGGUCUGCCUGGACAACCAGGCAUGCCCGGUGGGAAAGGGCACCCAGGCCCUCCAGGUUUGCCGGGGAAGCCUGGAUUGCCCGGAUUUGGAAAACCAGGAUUCCCAGGACCCAAGGGAGAUAAAGGGAUGGGUGGGAUGCCCGGAGGCCCAGGACCAAAGGGAGACAAAGGCCAUGGAGGACUUCCAGGUGUGAUUGGACCACCUGGACCAAUCGGACCAGCUGGUCCCCUUAGCCCUAUGGGACCCCCUGGAGGUCUUGGCCAACCAGGGCCAAAAGGAGAGGCUGGAGAGGGAGGGCAAAAGGGGCUGCCAGGUGGCCAGGGUGAGCCUGGUCCUCCUGGACUGCAUGGUCAGAAUGGCUUCCCUGGAGAGGGAGGAGAGCCAGGGCCAAGGGGUCCCACCGGGCCUGUAGGACCCCAAGGGGAAGGCGGACACAAAGGGUUACCAGGCGCCACUGGUAUUCCAGGUCUACCUGGGCCAAAGGGAGAGGGAGGACUUCCAGGAGAGAAGGGUCCCCAAGGCCCUAAGGGCGUUCCAGGUCUGGGAGGUGCAGGUGGGCCGAUCGGACCUCCUGGUGCUCCUGGAACUAAAGGUGACAGCGGACCUCCUGGUCUUCCCGGCGUUGAUGGUAAGGGAAACCCAGGUGUCCCUGGUCCUCUUGGACCUCCAGGUAAAGAAGGUCCUGGAGGACCACCGGGAAACCCAGGCCAGCCAGGUCCACCUGGUCCCCCAGGCCCCCCCGGACCCACUGACAUGGGAGCAGUCCUCCCUGAGAUGGGUUUUCCUCCUGGGCUGGACGGAGUCAAGACUGACGGUUAUGGCAAGAAGGGAAAAUAUGGAGGAAACGGCGGAGAAGUGAUGGGCCCCAACGGCCUGGAGAUGCCCGCGUUCACGGCUCUGGUGACCACGCCCUUCCCACCUGUGGGCACGGCUGUGGUGUUCGACAAAAUCCUGUACAACGGACGUCAGAACUACAACCCCCAGACAGGCGUGUUCACCUGCGACAUGCCCGGGAUCUACUACUUUGCCUACCACAUCAGCUGCAAAGGGGCCAACGUCUGGGUUGCACUGAUGAGGAACGAUGAGCCUGUGAUGUACACAUAUGAUGAGUAUAAAAAGGGCUUCCUGGAUCAGGCAUCGGGGAGCGCAGUGUUACCUCUACAGCCCGGGGACACUGUGUACCUCCAGCUACCCUCGGACCAGGCCGCAGGACUAUACGCUGGCCAAUACGUCCACUCCUCCUUCUCUGGGUACUUGUUGUACCCCAUGUAAGAACACCAACCUUCAGAGAGGAAGAGACGCUCACAAAGAGAGAGACUGUUGGAGAAAUGUAAACAUUGAUUAUAGAAUUCUUAAAAUUGAUAUGUUGUUUUAAAAACAUCAACUAUCUGCUGAGAUUGACGCUGUUGAGAUCGACAGUGACGGGAGGACAUGUCGGACCGUCCCAGGGAAAUUCUGAGAGAGGAGUGUACUUGUGUGAGGGUACAUAUAUGCCGUUUUUAAUAACAAUGUAUGUUGGGGUACAAAGAUUGCUGUAUCUAUCUACUGGUCUGAGAAAUUAUCACAACAACACUGCAUUAAAAUAUUCCAUUACAGCAACUGGGUUCAUUUAUUGUAAAAUGUGGUGAUAUAUAUUGGUUUGAUUUAAUGUACAGCACAGACUGAUUUGGAGACUGUAGAAGAAAGAAUGGGAUAUCUGAGGUAUAUAUUUAGUAUUGUGUUUUCCCCUGCCCCUACAUGUUCCUAUUCAAACUGGCAGCUGCCAUAAACGAAACUGUGGCAAAGAAUGUAAAUUGGAUAACUUUAAAAAGAAAACUAAAGAAAAUAAAUUGAAUACCUAUAUUGGCACCUGAACUUUUGUAUUAUGGUACUUAUAAAAUGGCAAUUGAAAACCAAUAGAGACAGUUCAAGAUUCACAUAAAGUGGUGCUAUCAUUUAUGUCACAUUUGAGUUUGUUACAUAACUUUGUUGUUUUGUUUUUGUUUGAUUUGUGUGAUUAUUUUUUGUUGUUACUUUUGCAGACAAGCAUCAUCUGUGAUGUUUAUAGGGGUGAUUCUGUUGCAUGAAAUGGAUGGGAAUAUAAUGCAUUAUGGGUGUAUUGGUUCAAAGCGAUGCCUCUUGUGGCACGUAAAGAGUAAGAGUAAUGCUCCAACAGACACUGACUAGCCCACAAAUAUGAAAACCACUGCACUCAUUACAAAGCCCCUUCUUGCUGUAUGUGUCUGUUGUCAGCUGAAUGAAGCAGUAGCACUAUACUGACAGAGGUAUGAAACACGUAUGACCAACAGCUAGACACUCAUUUAGAUGACCUAUACGGUUAUGUAAGUAGGAUAGAAAUUGAUAAUCAAUUGUGAAUAACUUUUGAAAAAGAUAAUUGAAUGAAUGAAUUACUCUGGGGGAAAUGGUGUGUAGGCCUAGUCCCUCUGGGUUCAGCAGUACAGAAUUUAAGUAAUUGGGUUAAAGGUACUGUAUGUGGAGGUUAAGAUUGAAGGUUAAUAAAUACUUUGAUGUCAAUCAGCGAGAAUAAUGCCCAAAACAAACCAGGAGGAGGUGGUUGUGGUUACAAGUUAGUGAGGAGACUUAUAGACAAAGAAUAUAGACAAAGAAUAGAAUGUCAAAAGAGAGAGGGGGAAGGAUGAAAAUGCCUUCCUGCAUGCCCCCUCCCUCACCUCUCACCCACCUAUAUAUCCCUAUACAUAACCCCUCUAGUCUACCCUUCCUUUCUACCCAUCCCUACCCUUCUACCCCCCCUUGACUCCAGGUAUUAAUUCUGUUUUCUAUCUUUAUUUCAGUCCAUGGUGCUAAACACAGUAUAACCAAACAAAACCUUGAGUUUUUAUCUUUUUACUGUUAUACUGUGGAUGUUGUUUUUUAAAUAAAGAUGAUUUAACUAAAA
Salvelinus sp. IW2-2015 is the source of this 3044-nucleotide messenger RNA. RefSeq names its product collagen alpha-1(VIII) chain. Gene Ontology annotation, molecular function: protein binding. The record is from RefSeq and is a predicted model, not a curated record. Lineage: Eukaryota; Metazoa; Chordata; Actinopteri; Salmoniformes; Salmonidae. The transcript has a single exon. Bases 11 to 1420 code for a protein of 469 amino acids.